AUGACAGCAGGAGAUUUCCAGCCCGUCUUUUCAACGACCAACUCUCCCGUAGCAGACAGACCCCCUCCUGUCCUGGAAGCCUUCUUCAAGGACUCAUUCAAGCUCUCCACAAUUUUGGCCUUGGGCGCUCUCCUCCAGACCAUAGUGAUCUCGGUCCUCCCGGCCCGCUACGCCCUCAUCCCACUCGCCCUCCUGCUCGGCAUUUCCAUCAUCAACACAAUCAUCCAGGCCAGAUCACCAAAAGACAACUCCUUCACCCUCGACGUCGUCCCCGGCCGGGUGACAGCCCAGCUCCCCUCCCGCACGACCGGAGCCUUCGGCACCCGGCCCGCCGCCGAGCCCCUGGUCGUCUUCCACCUCGGCGUGCGCUUCAACCACCCUCUCGGGCUCCUCAGCCCCGGCGCCCAGGAGAUCGGCGACUCCUUCACGGCCAUGAUCAAGGCCCUGGGCGACCGGCGCGACGAGUUCGGCAUGCUGCACAUCACCAGCUGGCGCGCCGCCGAGAGGCAGUCCAACAACACGCUCAUGAUCAUCGCCUACUUCCGCGACGUCGCCGGCCUCAACCGGUUCGCGCACGACGCGGUCCACCGCGAGGGGUGGGAUUGGUAUUUGCGUUUUGCCAAGAAGGAGGGGAACUCGCACGUCGGCAUCUUCCACGAGACGUUUGUCACGCGGCCUGGUGAUUACGAGACUAUCUAUGUGGACUGCCCGCCGACACUACUGGGCGCUGCGAACGUCAGGGUUGGUGAUGCGGGCGGGGAGAAGGCGUCACAGGGAGGGGAGACGUGGGCCCGGCCGCUGGUUAGCGCGAAUCACUCUGCGCUGCGUAGCCAGUCACAGCGUAUGGGCACGGCACUCCCAUUUGAGGGCGACGUUGAGAUGUACUGA
This is a messenger RNA of Diaporthe citri, 888 nucleotides long. RefSeq lists its product as uncharacterized. The record is from RefSeq and is a predicted model, not a curated record. NCBI's taxonomy places the organism in Eukaryota, Fungi, Ascomycota, Sordariomycetes, Diaporthales, Diaporthaceae. Bases 1 to 888 code for a protein of 295 amino acids. The transcript has 2 exons.